Molecule: messenger RNA, 1006 nt
Organism: Mollisia scopiformis
Lineage: Eukaryota; Fungi; Ascomycota; Leotiomycetes; Helotiales; Mollisiaceae
Exons: 3
Coding region: 134-1006 (290 amino acids)
Biological process (GO): proteolysis
Molecular function (GO): glutamic-type endopeptidase activity
Source: RefSeq, a predicted model, not a curated record
AUCCCAUCAUCCCAUCCUCUCAUCUUCCUUUCCUCCUUUUCCAUUCAGCCAAUAAACCAUUGUCUUUUGAUCCACUUGUUUUCUUCUCAAGUCAAUUUCAUUCUACACUGCAUCGACUGCAUUCAUUAUCACCAUGAAGUUCUCGGUAUCUCUCCUCAGCAGUGUGCUAUUAGCCACCACUGCCCUCUCUGCACCCCACACCAAGAAUGCAGGACUCUCUCGCCGCCUUCAAAGACGUGCACGCACCAUCCGAGACUCAGGAAACAGAGCCAAGGACUCUAGCACUAAGACAGAAGCCUCACAAGCUGCCAGCUCCUCCUCGUCCUCAAUCGAAUAUAGCGAAAACUGGAGUGGUUUAGCUUACACCUCUCCACCCAGCGGCGAAACAUUCAACGCCGUAUCGGGAAAGUUUACAGUCCCAACUCCUUCAAUACCAUCUGGUGUUGACUCCACAGACGGAGAAUACUCUGCCUCGGCUUGGGUUGGUAUCGAUGGAAACACAUACAGCACUGCUAUCCUACAAACUGGUGUCGACUUUACCGUCUCAACAAGCGGAGAAGUAAGCUACGACGCUUGGUAUGAAUGGUACCCAGACUACGCCUAUGACUUUGACCUCACCAUAUCAGCUGGCGAUGUCAUCGCUAUGUACGUCAACGCCACAACAACCACUUCGGGCUCCGCUACAAUCGAAAACCUCACCACGGGCAAAACCGUCACCAAAUCCCUAACCUCGACGUCCGCCCUCGGCGGCGAGAACGCAGAAUGGAUCGUCGAAGACUUCGAAGAGGGCGACUCCCUCAUCGCCUUCGCCGAUUUCGGAAACGUGACCUUCACCGAGUGUGUCGCAAGCACAAGCUCGAGUUCCGAAGGCGUUACCGAUGCCCAGGUUAUGGAUAUCGAGAACUCCGAUGAUGAGGUCUUGACUUCCGUUACCUUGAUCUCGGAUUCUAGCUUCGAGAUGCAUGGCUGGCCUGGCCAAAGUAUAGUGAAUACAUAUUCUCGCUAA